AUGGACGCGCUGCGCUUCGUCCCGUUCUCGUCGGCGCCGAAGGUCGCGUUCUGGCAGGCCGUGGCCGAGCGCAAGCUGCGCGACUGGCGCCUGGACGACGCGCCGCGGCCCGCGCGGGGCUUUUACUGGGCCGGCGGCGGCGCGCGUCUCGUGCUGGACGGGGCGUCGCUGCGCGACGGCGCGGCGCCGCCCGGCGCGACGGCCUUGGCGGGCCGCGUGACGGUCGUCAACACGCUCGAGGCGUUCCGGCGCGUCGAUAAGGCUGCGCUGCUCCGGCGCGCCGGCGACGCGCUCGCCGCCGCGGUCGACGACGGCGCGGCGCUCGCGGACCCGGCGCGCCUCGCGCCCUUCGAGGUCGUCGCGUUCGCUGACCUGAAGCGGCACGCGUACGUCUACUGGUUCGCGUUCCCCGCGCUCGUGCUGCGACCGGCGGCGGCCGCGACGCGCGGCGCGCCGGCGCCGCUCGACGACGCGCUCGGCGCGGCCGCCGCGCGCGCGCUGCUCGCGGCGGCGGCCGAACCGGGCGCACCGCUCGCGUUCGCGUGGACCGGCGCGUCGCGCGCGCCGCUGCGCGAGGCGGCCGGCGGCGACGUGUUCUGCGUGCUCGACCCCGCGGCGGCCGGCGCGCCGGGCUGGCCCGCGCGGAACCUCCUGUGGCUCCUCGCGCGGCGGUUCCCGGAGCGGCGCGCGUUCCGCAUCGCGCUGCUCCGCGGCCGCGGCGGGUGCGUCGUCGAGGCGCGCGUCGCCGGCGGCGCGGCGGCCGACGUCGCCGUCGUCGGCUGGGAGGCCAACGCGAGCGGCCGCAUGGCCCCGCGGUCGGCGGACCUCGCGCCGCUGGCCGACCCCGGCGCGCUGGCGACCGCCGCGGCCGCGCUCAACCUCGAGCUCAUGCGCUGGCGACUGUUGCCGGGCCUCGACGUCGAAAAGCUCGCGGCGACGCGCGUGCUGCUCCUGGGGGCGGGCACGCUGGGCUGCGCGGUCGCGCGCAGCCUCGUCGCGUGGGGCGUGACGCGCGUGACGCUCGUCGACGGCGGUACCGUGGCGUACUCGAACCCGGCGCGCCAGUGGCUCUACACGGUCGACGACGCGAAAGCGCAGGCCCCCAAGGCCGCGGCGGCCGCGGCGGCGCUCCGGCGCAUCGCGCCGGGCUCGGCCGCCGCGCCGCCGGCGUUCGUCGGAAAAAAGCUAACGAUCGCCAUGCCGGGCCACGCGCUCCCGGCCGCCGGCACGCCGGCGGGCGACGCCGCCGACGCCGAGGUGCACGCGCUCGACGCGCUCGUCGCGGACGCGGAUUGCGUGUUCCUGCUCACCGACACGCGCGAAAGCCGGUGGCUCCCGACCGUGGUCGCCGCGGCGCGCGGCACGCUUCUCGUGAACGUCGCGCUGGGCCUCGACACGUUCGUGGUGCAGCGUCACGGCCACGGCGGCAACGGCCUCGGCUGCUACUUCUGCGGCGACGUCGCGGCUCCGACGAAUUCGACGCGCGACCGUACGCUCGACCAGCAGUGCACCGUAUCCCGCCCGGGCCUCGCGCCGGCGGCGGCGGCGCUCGCCGUCGAGCUGCUCGUCGCGCUCCUGCACCACCCCCGCGAGGGCGCGGCGCCCGCAGACCCGGCGACGCCGCCGGGCGCGCCCCUCCCGGGGAACCGGCCCCUCGGCCUCGUGCCACACUCGAUCCGGGGCUUUCUCACUCACUACGCGACGGUGCUGCCAACCACACCGGCCUUCGACCGGUGCGCGGCCUGCGCGCCGGCCGUCGUCGCGGCGUACCGCGACCGGGGCGUCGCGCUCGUCCGCGACGUGGGCGCGGACCCCGGCCUCCUCGAGCGACUCUCGGGGCUGGCGGACCUCAAGGGAGCCGUCGACGGGGCGGCGUGGGCCGAGGCGGACGAGUUCUAAGCCCGGACAUUGUGACAGUGAUAGCGCCGAGCGCUUGCCUCUAGUACUAGUAGCCUGGUAUAAU
Pelagomonas calceolata is the source of this 1963-nucleotide messenger RNA. Lineage: Eukaryota; Pelagophyceae; Pelagomonadales; Pelagomonadaceae. The record is from the annotation of a GenBank genome assembly.